UAAAAUGGGCCGAUUAGCAGAGGUAGCUAGUGAACAAUCGACUGAAAAAUGUAAAACUUUUGUAUUUAUGGGUGAAGAUUAUACUCUGGGAAAUUCUUUAGUUGCCGUGAUUUCACAAAAUCCUGAUGUAGAAUUUUGUGCUUGUUCUGUUAAUCAUCCAGCAGAAGGAAAUAUAUAUUUACGAAUACAAACAAAAACAGGAAAAGCGAUAGACAUGCUGAAAAAAGGAUUACAAGAUUUCGAAAAAAUUUGUGAUCACUCUUUAGAAACUUUUAAUAAUGCUUAUGAACAAUUCAAAACUUCUAAAGAUGCAUCUAUAGAUAGUACGUAA
Eufriesea mexicana is the source of this 331-nucleotide messenger RNA. It is a transcript of the gene l(2)37Cg, whose product is annotated as RNA polymerases I and III subunit AC2 l(2)37Cg. Gene Ontology annotation, biological process: transcription by RNA polymerase III; transcription elongation by RNA polymerase I. Bases 5 to 331 code for a protein of 108 amino acids. The record is from RefSeq and is a predicted model, not a curated record. The transcript has 3 exons. Gene Ontology annotation, cellular component: RNA polymerase III complex; RNA polymerase I complex. NCBI's taxonomy places the organism in Eukaryota, Metazoa, Arthropoda, Insecta, Hymenoptera, Apidae. Gene Ontology annotation, molecular function: protein dimerization activity.